Messenger RNA from Caenorhabditis angaria, 1360 nucleotides. The record is from the annotation of a GenBank genome assembly. Lineage: Eukaryota; Metazoa; Nematoda; Chromadorea; Rhabditida; Rhabditidae.
AUGGCUGAUAUUCAAGAAUCAAUUGAGUGCGACGAAAUCAACAAUAAUAAUAUUGGACCUGCACUUCCACCAAAACAAAAGAAAAUUGAAGAAGUCGAAGGAGAGCAAUUACCGUAUGAGAUUGUGAAUGAAAUUCCGUGUUAUCAAGAAAAACAUGUUAUCGAUGGAAUUGUUGAGGUAAGAAAGGGAGAGGUUUGACCUAUUUUUGACCUCGGUGACGUUGCAUUUGAUACGUGGCUAUUUUAUUUCUUGAAAAAUAUGCUGAUGGUUUUCAGCAAUAUUUUUGGAACUGUGCCAGAGUUAUUCAUCUGACCGUUUUUCAGAUUUUCGAAAGAAUCGGAUACGACGACAAAGUUGGUGCAACAUAUUUGGGAAUCGGUCCAGACAACAAAGAAUUGAUAAUCCGUGUUGCUCCAAACGAAAAGGCUGCGCAUGCUGUUCGCGUUGAAGCUGCAUUUUUAUGCAAAGUUGAAGCGGAAAAUGACUGGCGACACUUUUCACAAGUCCAUAAGAUAUUUCAAACCGACGACGCGUUUCAUAUGACAUUGUAUUUUCGCGGUGGACCAACUCUUGAACAAUGUUUUCAAGUCAAGAAUCAACAAUUUACAAUUGGAACUGCUGGAAGAUUAGCGCAUGAUGUUUUGACUGUAAGUAUUCUGGUAGAUAAUAGAUUUGUUUUAAUUAUAAAUGUUUUACAGAUAAUUCGAUGUGCUCACAAACAUGGAUAUCUUGUCAGAAAUGUUGAUCUAAAUGCUUUCCAUUAUGAUGCAGCAAGUCGUCACUUAUUCAUGGCUGAUAUUUCUUCGUUAGUCAAAGAUCUAUCAAAAACUGAUGCUCGAAUUGUGGAACCAAUUGCAUCAUAUGUUGGAAAUCUCGAUUUUGCUCCAUUGGUACAUCAUAAAGGUGGAAAGAUCACAGCAAGACAAGAUCUCGAAUCAUGGCUUUAUCAAUUUGUUUUCAUGUUGAAAGGUCUACCGUGGUCACCUUUAUCACUUGAAGAAUCCGGAAAAUUGAAGGAAAAAUCAGUGGAAAGUGGAGCAUUGUUCGAUGGUCUUCCAGAGCAUUUCAAAGAACUUUCUUCGAUUAUUUUCACCAAAGAUCAAACACAAAAAGUCACUGAAGAUGAUUAUGCCAAACUUUUGGAUAUCACCGAGAAAAUUUAUAAAGAAAUUGGAAAAGUGAAUGAUCAUGAUGAGAAUAUGGAUUUUGAAAGAGAACCAACCGAAGAUGAAAUUCCACGGUAAGAGUUUUUGAAAAUGUGAAAAACAAUAACAUUUCAAAUUUCAGUCUGGUAUAUUGCCCAAAUGAAGAAGUUGAAAAAUUGGAAGAAAUAAAAGAAGAGGAAGAGGAAAAAGAAUGA